AUGCGUAAAGCGUACAAUGACUACCUGCAUGUUAGAGACUUACCUUCUUAUACGAGAUCAGAUCUCGACUUUUCCGAUAUCAGUCCAAUCCUUAUUGAUACAACACUUACGAUAGCAGAGAUGCUUCCUACAUACCCAGAGUAUGAUAACUUACCUCAGCUCUUCGAGUAUCUCAAGAAAAAGUUCAUGAUCUUAUUAUGCGAGACCAUGAAAGGAAGACAAAACACCAGAACAGAACGAGAACAGAGCUUACUAAUAGACUUAUUAUAUAAUACUAAAGAAAUAAAGGAGUUUUUAUUCUGA
Trichomonas vaginalis G3 is the source of this 303-nucleotide messenger RNA. RefSeq lists its product as uncharacterized. NCBI's taxonomy places the organism in Eukaryota, Parabasalia, Trichomonadida, Trichomonadidae. The coding region runs from base 1 to 303 and encodes 100 amino acids. The transcript has a single exon. The record is from RefSeq and is a predicted model, not a curated record.